AUGGCGAAGAAGAGCAAGAAUAAGACGAAAGGCGGCACAGCCACAGGCGUCUACAAGGCCACAAAAAAGCAACAGAACCAAAGCUCAACGAAGUCGUUCGCCGGGACAAACAAUGCCUUCACACUGGCCGACGAAGCACGGCAAACCAGCCAGCAUGACCACUCAUUCUGGAGCCAGGAGACAAAACUCCGGUCAAUGCCCAUUUCAUUCAUAAGUGGAGGAAUCAGCGAGCCACUCAAGACGUAUGAAGACGCAGAAACGGACGAGUAUCAGCCCAAUACCGCCACGCCCAGUCAACACGAUGUAUCGGAAAUAGAAGGAGACAUAACCGGACACCGAAGCGCACAAACAAGCCACGACGAACAAGGAAGUAAAAAAGCGGCAUCGACAAGCCAUGCAAGCGAAACAGAGAACAGUAUAUUCUACUACGACACCGGUCGUGGCUCGCCGAACACACACCAAGAAAAGGGCAAAUCAUCAAUACUACAAACCCCAAGAGUAAGAACGACCGAAUCGAAAAAAAGCGACAGCGACAGCGACAGCGACAGCGAGAUUAUACUGUUCAGAGGACGGCUGAACCUGAGGCGCAAGGAAAGCGACGCUAUCGACAUGCAAAACAUUCGCACGGAAAUAUACGCAGUUGGAAGAGAGAUAGAAGACCCGACUCAGAGGACGAGUACAGUAGAAAAACAGCCAAUCGAGAAGACGGCAAAACAGAAACCUGCGCGUGGGAGGAGAGGCGGAAGGCAAGCGAAAGCGAAACGAGCUGCCGUAGAUGUCUCAGACGAAGUGGACGAUGGAAUGUUGGCUGACUACAUUGCGAAUAUGCGCGAAAAUGGCGAGAUGCACGAGCUACUGGGGACUGCAACUGCCCUGGAAGAUACCGAAGACGGGAGCGAAAGCAGCGCUGAUGCCGAGGACGACAAAAAUGCAGAGGAGCUGCCCGCCAAGGCCCCCAUGUCAACGCAGUCUAGCAAGCAACUCUCGAACUGGGCCACACAGGAACACGUCCUGGAAUAUUCUGAUUUUGACCCAAUGGACUGGGAGCGUCCUAGUAUCCGGCGUAAACAGGGCAAGGGGCUAAAACAGAAACUGGAUCUGAAGUUCGCCGACAUCGACUCGGAGACAGAACGCAGGCUGCAAGCCGCAUGGCAAAACGAUCGUCUCAGAAAAGCCGAACGAAGAAAGGAGCGCGAGCAACUACACGCCCUGAAACUAAUCGGAGGAAAGAGUGCCGAAAGAAGCGAUGCCAACGAUAUGCGUAUCAAGUAUCCUAAGGGUAUGAGUCUCGAGCAGGUCGCCGAUGAACUAAAAACGUUUAUCAUGAGCUUCGACGAUAGCGUCUGCCUGCCGCCGAUGGAUAAGCACGCCAGGAAAAUGAUACACGAGCUGGCUAGCAAGUUCAACGUGAAAUCCAAGUCUAUUGGCAAAGCAGACCAACGUCGACCAACUCUGUAUCGCACGAAGCGUACGCUACGAUUCGACGCCGACGCCUUCGACACAGCUGUCAAACGAAUUCAUCGCCGGUACUUCCCCCGUCUUGAUUACAAAGGAAAAGGCCCGCAAGGGCAAUCGUCUCGUAAUGGAUAUGCUGAAGCAAGUUACCGUGAUGGUGAAGUUGUCGGUGCAUCUGCUCCAGAGUUGAGUACGGAAAAUCGAGGCAGAGCCAUGUUGGAAAAAAUGGGAUGGAGUACUGGAACAGCUCUUGGUUCGGAAGAUAACAAGGGAAUCCUACUCCCAGUCACGCAGACCAUGAAGAGGUCCAAAGCUGGAUUGGGUUAA
This is a messenger RNA of Akanthomyces muscarius, 1782 nucleotides long. RefSeq lists its product as uncharacterized. The coding region runs from base 1 to 1782 and encodes 593 amino acids. Gene Ontology annotation, molecular function: nucleic acid binding. The record is from RefSeq and is a predicted model, not a curated record. The transcript is spliced from 3 exons. NCBI's taxonomy places the organism in Eukaryota, Fungi, Ascomycota, Sordariomycetes, Hypocreales, Cordycipitaceae.